Micromonas pusilla CCMP1545 is the source of this 3198-nucleotide messenger RNA. RefSeq names its product bardet-biedl syndrome 9 (gene BBS9). The transcript is spliced from 2 exons. The record is from RefSeq and is a predicted model, not a curated record. Gene Ontology annotation, cellular component: BBSome; membrane. Gene Ontology annotation, biological process: cilium assembly. Bases 79 to 2664 code for a protein of 861 amino acids. NCBI's taxonomy places the organism in Eukaryota, Viridiplantae, Chlorophyta, Mamiellophyceae, Mamiellales, Mamiellaceae.
AGAGGAUCGCGUUCGUUCAGUACCAUGAUCCCGUAAGCCGGACUCUCGGGAGCGAUCCCAUUCGCACCCAGUUGCAUUAUGUCUGUUUUUAAGACUUGUGAUUUCUGGUCGUCGACGUGCAAAGGCGACGAGAAAUUCGGCGUCGGUUCUUUGGCCGUCGGCAGUUAUGAUGACAAAUUGAUACUUGCAACAUGCAGUUUAUUCGGCGUCCUUCGCUUGUAUACUCCCAGUGAAAGUGAUUUCGCAGAUGGAGGACACGCUCUCGAGUUAAACUUGAAACUGCCAAUUCUAAAGAUUGAAUUCGGUAGGUUCGAGUUGGGAAAGGGAAAUAUUUCAGUGGUGGUUCUACACCCUCGAAAACUGAUGGUUUAUACACUAUGGCAGCGUAUGCCCUUAAGCAAGCAAUACGAACUUCACUUGAAUUUCGAAGCUGUGCUUGAUCAAGGAGCAUUGAACAUGGUGAUUGGACAGUUUGGGGGGUCUCACAAGGAUGUGAUUGGUGUGCAAUACUCAAGUGGGCAGCUGAGUGUCUAUGCAAAAGGGGUUACUGUUAUGAACUGCCUCUUAACAGAUUUCACGGUGUCUAGCCCAAUACUUUAUUUGCACGAAACUGACUCCUUUGUAACAGUGAGCGCUACAACAGAAUUGAAGUGUUACAAAUAUGGAGCACUUGUUACGGAGUCAGAAACGAUUUCGCAGGCAAGGGACAUGCCCGCUGAGUGGAGUGUCUGCUUAGGCGAGCCAGCACUGAAAAUUGUGGGCAUGGAUCACUUGUGUAACUACAAAAAGCUUGACACAAACGGAAAUAUUGUUUUCAACUCAGAGGAGAAUAUGACAAAUAUUCUGGUGCUUACAGAGUGCAGCAUAUUUGGAAUAUCGUUGAGCGGUACAAUAUGUUUUCAGAAAAAAAUAGAUUUUUUGCCUAUGACUUGUGCUGCACUGCCAGUUUUGGGCAGCAGUAGCUCUGAGAAAGGGAGGGCGUUCCUGGUGACAGGGUCUACAGGAAAUGUACAGUUAUAUAGCGGCAUGAAUUUGUUAUGGGCAGCAAGGCACAGCUUCUCUUUUAUCGCGCUCAGCAUUGCACCUAUUGGUGAUACUGGGAAUUGCAUGGUAGGUCUUGGUGACGAUGGAUACCUGAGCAUGAGCUACUUUGGAACAGAGCUCCCUGCGGACGUAGUCGCACCGGGCAAAGAUAUAGGAAAUGAUUUCGAGAAGAAGUGUUCAGAACAACUGAGGCGAAUACGAGAAAUUUCCGUGUCAAAUUGUGAAGCACAAAGAUAUUUACCUGAAGCUCUGCAGAUCAGAGCAAAAGUGCUUACUCAUGUAGAUAAUGGCACAGUACACGUGAACAUGGAGGCAAAGAUGGAGAGUCACACACGUUAUACAGGUCAACGACCCGAGUCUAGAUGCUAUGAGACUUUGACAAUGCAUAUCGUUUUGACAUGUACUGGGGUGGGGACAGGAGAUUUCCUCGAGGAUAUUCAAAUAUCGAUAUCCACUCCAGCAAAUGUUUUCUGCUGUCAGGAAAGUUUAAAUAUUCCCAUUUUGAGUUGUGGGGUUGACAACUCCACAGUCAUACCUAUUUCAUUGUAUGCGCUUCAAGGAGAAAGGCAACUCCCUGAAAACAAUGCAGUCUAUAUAAUUACAAGAUAUAAAGUUCAUGGAGAGUUACGCGCUGUCAGCUGCGAAGUAUAUGUGCCACUUGCAGUUUUCUGCUCGCUUAUCCCUCCUGCAAAAACUACGGGUCACAAGAUAACACUCAAUACCAAUCAUUCGCCACCACUAUUGUCUCUUCUUUUCGGAGACAUGCUGCAGGGUUUCACAGAUUCGGAGCACAUUAAUCCCGUUGAUAAUGUGCUGACUUUCCAAUAUACGAACGGGGCGCGAGUUAAUCUCAUACUAAGCAAAAAUGCUGGGAGAUUUCGCUUGCAGUCUUCUCAACUUGAGGCCAUGUGGCUGAUCCUCCGCGAGUUAAUUCAUCGCCUCCGCAAGCACUUCAAGAAAAAUAAGGUUGCGAAGGAGAACCUUGAAGUUUCGUUUCAAGAGGCACUGCCCCUACAAGACCUUUUUGAAAGUCUUGAUCAACAUUGCGCAGCAGUUUCACAAUACAAUAUAUUGCACCGGCAAUUUGUUUAUCGUUCGAAACAGUUACGCGCCUUGCAAAAGCGUGUACUAUUGCGAUUCAAAGACAAGAAUCCAGUAUCUCUGUCUCAACUUGAAAUCUUGUUAGAUGACACGGUUGCUCAGAUCAGCCAAGCUGUACACUUUUCGAAAACUCUGUCGAACGACUUAAAAAAUACUCAAAGCAGUCUUUCUGCAGCACUGCAGAUGUUGCUCAUGCUCAUGGAAUUUCGUUUCGGGAUCAAAUUCGACGGAGUACGCGUUCUUCGAAGCUACAUAUCCCCAUCUGUGCAGGACAUAUUCGAGCAGUGCUGGGAAGAGUUGGCAGAAGCGUCUGUAGCUGCCCUAAUAAGAAUUUUCCUCACAGGAAACAAGAAAGCAGGAAAUUUAGAUAUAGGUCAAAGUCAACCAUAUGAUGAAGUGCAUGAUACCAGCAAACUGAAAAAAUUAAUUUCAGCUGCGUGUGAACGGCUGGCACGUGGGUACGUUGUGCCCUUGGUCGUUGAGCGUUUAGGUAUUCCAUCUUUGCCAGAGUCCCACUAGACUGACUGUUUUUGCUGUGAAAUGAGUUGCUGCUUUUUAUCAAUGUUAGGAACGUAAUUUAUACCUGCGUAUUGGAUACAUUAUGAAGAGAACAAAAGCAGUGCAAUAUCAGCAUAUCAUUCGCAUAAAAUACCGUGCUUGCGUGGAUUUUUCUGUCCAAAUCCCAUCAUAUUAUCGCUGUGGCUGUCCUUCUGCAACACGUUUUACAAAGAUAGUCUCCUUUUGUAGAUCAUAAAACAAAACCACUUUACGCAGAACUUGCUGAAGCACGGAACAUUUAUCAAAAGUAUCAUUGUUUCAUCUGUUUUCCUGCUUCCUUACCAAAGAGAAAAUGUUUGUAAUUGAGAAUGAGCCGUGAUGCGUUACCUUUCAAAUCCGAGGGAGAAACGCCGUCCUUAAGACAUACUUUGAACUUUCCACUCUUACCAAAAGCACCCGCUAUAGUUCCUAUUUCUCCGCGACUAGUGAAAACUCGCAAGCCUUGAAAAAUCGUCAUGUCGGUCUCUUUUUUAAACAUUCCCUUACCAAUGACAG